ACAGAGGAUGGCAGAGUCCAGGAGGAGAUGAGAAGAGCUGAGGAGGUCUGUCUGUUUGCGGAAACUUCACAGUCUUUUUUGUCCUGAGCUCUCUCCCUGCACAGUUGGACCGGAGCUGCCAAUAUGAAGAUGAGCAUGGAAUGCAGAUGGAUUGGUCAAGACAAGUUCCCAAUAUAGAGCUUCCCAUUUGGUGUAACACCUGAGAGUUACAGUGUCUGAUGGAUUACGGUGUUUUCUACGAGCUGCUGACAUGAAUUCAGAGGCCAGUGGGAUGUGGAAAUGCUCGCCUUCAGGAGAAAUCUGAGACUCGGAUGAGCCCUCGAGCACAACGAGAACUUUUAAGUGAAGGAGAUAAACCAUGGACUUGUUAUGGUGUGGCAUCGAACCGACCGUGUGCUUUUAACCCGUUUGUAGCACCCUCUACCCCCACCCCAUGUCCCAUCUUUCCCUGAAUUAUGGAAAUUUUGUGGAAGACGCUGACUUGGACACUGAGCCUGGUGGUGAUGGCUGCUUCUGAAUUUCAAAGCGUCAACAGACUUUCGCACAACUCUCAAGAGGAGUUCCUGUCCAACCUGCAGCACUUCCAGCUGACUGUCCCGGUGCGGGUGGAUGAAAACGGAGAGUUCUUGAGCUACACUGUGAAGCAUCACCGGCCGGGCCGACGGAGACGAGGGGCGGUGGACCCAAUAAUGGGACCAGUGCCGGCGUUGGACCCGGACGCUCCCGAGUCCCGGCUGUUCUACAGACUGUCAGCCUACGGAAAGCACUUUCACUUAAACCUGACGCUCAACCCCCACCUGGUGUCGAAACAUUUUACAGUGGAGUACUGGGGCAAAGAAGGGCUGGAGUGGCGUCAUAACAUGGUAGAUAACUGUCACUAUGUCGGAUUCUUGCGAAAUCAGCACAGUACGACCAGAGUGGCACUCAGCAACUGCAAGGGCCUGCAUGGUGUUAUAACAACAGAGGAAGAACAGUAUUUAAUAGAGCCAUUAAAGAACAUAUCCUCCACCACCUCCAGCGAAUGGAACCUGGAAGAAGCACAGCAACAUGUUAUUUAUAAAAUGUCUGCCAUUCCCUCACCGCAAGAGCAUAGCCAGGAGUUCAGCUGUGGCAUUUCAGACCUCAUUGAAAGCAGUGCACCUUGCCAGCAUAACACAACUUCCCCUGUCCACUUGUCCCCUGUUCCCCAAAAUGACGGGCCUUCGAACAGCACUCACAGACAGAGACGCUCUAUCAGCACAGAGCGCUUUGUGGAGACGCUAGUGGUCGCUGAUAAAAUGAUGGUCGGUUACCAUGGACGCAAAGACAUUGAGCACUACAUCUUGUCUGUAAUGAAUAUUGUUGCCAAACUUUACCGUGAUGCCAGUCUAGGAAAUGUUGUGAACAUCAUUGUGACCCGGCUGAUUGUUCUGACUGAAGAUCAGCCUAACCUGGAGAUCAACCACCAUGCUGACAAGUCUCUGGACAGUUUCUGUAAGUGGCAGAAGUCCAUCUUGUCUCAUCACGGCGACGGCAACAGUAUUCCUGAAAAUGGGAUGGCUCAUCAUGACAACGCUGUCCUAAUCACACGAUAUGACAUCUGCACCUACAAGAACAAACCCUGUGGAACCUUGGGCUUGGCCUCAGUGGCUGGAAUGUGUGAGCCGGAGAGGAGCUGCAGCAUCAAUGAAGACAUCGGCCUCAGUUCUGCUUUCACCAUUGCGCACGAGAUCGGCCACAAUUUUGGGAUGAACCAUGAUGGCAUUGGGAAUUCCUGCGGUACCAAAGGCCACGAGACAGCCAAACUGAUGGCCGCUCACAUAACAGCCAACACCAACCCUUUCUCCUGGUCAGCCUGCAGCAAAGACUACAUCACCAGCUUUCUCGACUCAGGUCGGGGGACGUGUCUGGACAAUGAACCUCUGAAACGAGACUUCCUGUACCCAACAGUGGCCCCGGGGCAGGUGUACGAUGCAGACGAGCAGUGUCGCUUCCAGUACGGGACUUCCUCCCGCCAGUGCAAGUAUGGGGAAGUGUGUAGAGAGCUCUGGUGCCUUAGCAAAAGCAACCGCUGUGUAACAAACAGUAUCCCGGCUGCAGAGGGGACUCUGUGCCAGACUGGCAGCAUCGAGAAAGGGUGGUGUUACCAGGGGGAGUGUGUUGCGUUCGGUACCUGGCCUCAGAGUGUGGACGGAGGCUGGGGGCCCUGGUCCAUAUGGGGGGAGUGCAGCAGGACCUGUGGGGGCGGUGUAUCCUCCUCCAUGAGGCACUGUGACAGCCCAGCUCCGUCUGGGGGAGGCAAGUACUGUCUUGGAGAGAGGAAACGCUACAGAUCCUGUAACACUGACGCGUGCCCUGCAGGAUCCCGUGACUUUCGAGAGAAGCAGUGCGCCGAUUUCGACAGCCUGCCAUUCCGAGGGAAAUACUACAACUGGAAGCCUUACACUGGAGGUGGUGUUAAGCCCUGUGCUCUGAACUGCCUGGCAGAGGGCUACAACUUCUACACUGAGCGCACUCCUGCAGUCAUAGACGGCACCCGAUGUCAGGCUGACUCCCUGAACAUUUGCAUCAAUGGAGAGUGUAAGCAUGUGGGCUGCGACAACAUCCUGGGAUCUGAUGCUAAAGAAGACCGAUGCCGUGUGUGUGGAGGGGAUGGCAGCACCUGCGAGGCCACAGAGGGACUCUUUAACGAAUCUUUACCCAGAGGAGGCUACAUGGAGGUGGUUCAGAUCCCAAAAGGAUCAGUUCAUAUCGAGAUUAAAGAAGUUGCCAUGUCCAAGAAUUAUAUCGCUUUGAAAUCUGAAGGGGAUGAUUAUUACAUCAAUGGAGCGUGGACCAUUGACUGGCCCAGGAAGUUCGACAUCGCGGGGACGGCUUUCCACUAUAAGAGACCCUCUGACGAACCGGAGUCUUUAGAGGCACUGGGAGCUACCACUGAAAACCUGGUCGUCAUGGUCCUGCUUCAGGAGCAGAACAUGGGAAUACGCUACAAUUUCAACGUGCCCAUCCAGCGCACAGGAAGUGGUGACAAUGAGGUUGGCUUUUCCUGGCACCACCUGCCCUGGUCUGAAUGCUCGGCUACCUGCUCUGGAGGCUCCCAGAAGCAGGAAGUGGUGUGUAAGAGACUGGACGACAACUCGGUGGUGCAGAACAGCUACUGUGACCCAGACAGCAAACCUCCAGAGAACCAGAGGGACUGCAACACUGAGCCGUGUCCCCCAGAGUGGUUUAUUGGCGACUGGUCCGAGUGUGGGAAGACGUGUGACGGCGGGAUAAGGACGAGGACAGUCCUGUGUAUCAGGAAGAUAGGGCCUGCUGAGGAGGAGACGCUGGAGGACACCCACUGUCUGACUCACAGGCCUAUCGAGCAAGAGUCUUGCAACAACCAGUCCUGCCCUCCUAAGUGGGUCACGCUGGAUUGGUCCGAGUGCACACCUAAAUGUGGGCCCGGCUAUAAGCACCGCAUCGCCUUGUGUAAGAGCAGCGAUUUGACAAAGACCUUCCCGCCCGCCCACUGCCCGAGCCACAACAAACCUCCUGUUCGAAUCCGCUGCAGUUUGGGACGAUGUCCUCCUCCUCGCUGGAUCCCUGGUGAAUGGGGACAGUGUUCGGCGCAGUGCGGUCUGGGCCAGCAGAUGAGGACAGUGCAGUGUCUGUCAUACACCGGGCAGCCGUCGAAUGAGUGUGCAGAGUCCCUACGACCCACCACCAUGCAGCAGUGUGAGAGCAAGUGUGACGCCACCCCCAUUUCCAAUGGCGACGAAUGCAAAGAUGUAAACAAAGUGGCCUACUGCCCGCUGGUGCUGAAGUUCAAGUUCUGCAGCCGAGCGUACUUCAGACAGAUGUGCUGCAAGACCUGCCAGGGACACUGACCCUCGGAGCACAAGUACGAGGCGUAGACAGAGAAAGGCCGGAACAAAGGUGGAGGGAGGCUGACACAGCACUGAAAGGGAGAGGAGAAGGAAACAGGGCAGAGACUGGAAAACAAAACUCUGGACCAGUGGACCAUGGACAAAGAGAGCUGCUGGUGAAAGAGGUGGAGGACUUCCCUGUCUAUCACACCUGACCCUCCUGCCCUCCAUCAUGGUGGAAUCCAAACCACUGCU
This is a messenger RNA of Paralichthys olivaceus (Japanese flounder), 4085 nucleotides long. RefSeq names its product ADAM metallopeptidase with thrombospondin type 1 motif, 6 (gene adamts6). Gene Ontology annotation, biological process: proteolysis; extracellular matrix organization. Gene Ontology annotation, cellular component: extracellular matrix. The record is from RefSeq and is a predicted model, not a curated record. Gene Ontology annotation, molecular function: metalloendopeptidase activity. Lineage: Eukaryota; Metazoa; Chordata; Actinopteri; Pleuronectiformes; Paralichthyidae.